Messenger RNA from Drosophila montana, 3652 nucleotides. It is a transcript of the gene foxo, whose product is annotated as forkhead box, sub-group O. Lineage: Eukaryota; Metazoa; Arthropoda; Insecta; Diptera; Drosophilidae. The coding region runs from base 708 to 2558 and encodes 616 amino acids. Gene Ontology annotation, cellular component: nucleus. The record is from RefSeq and is a predicted model, not a curated record. The transcript is spliced from 11 exons. Gene Ontology annotation, biological process: regulation of transcription by RNA polymerase II. Gene Ontology annotation, molecular function: RNA polymerase II cis-regulatory region sequence-specific DNA binding; DNA-binding transcription factor activity, RNA polymerase II-specific.
UGUCGCCGUCGCUGUUGCCGACGCUGUCGUUUGCCGCUGCUUCGUUUUGUGGCGUUUCGUAUACCAAUCAGUUGUCAGUUCGCAUCCAACUAGAAAGCAGUUAACGAGCAGAGUCCGUUGCGUUUGCGGUUAAAAGCCACGAGCUCAAGCAACAGCAGAAGCCGCCCACAAAAAAACCAACAACAAGUGUAUAAAUACAUAAGUGUGUGUGCUUGUUUGUACAUACAUACAUACAUAUGUACAUUCUUAUCUGUAUGCGGAAUCGAUGCACGUAACUGUGUGUGCGUGCGUGUGUGUGUGAGCAAGAAAUUAUGCCAGUUAGCCUUAAAACGAAGCUUAAUAAUAAUUAAUACACAAAACCGGCAAAAGUUCUGCUCAAAACAACAACAAAAAAAAAACAUCGCAUUUUAAGAGUAAAUAAAUGCACAACAAAGAGACUCCCGCAAAAGUGUUGACAACAACUAAAUCAUAAAGUGCACAAUUUCAACUAACAACAAGAAUACAACUAACAACAAGUUAACAAGGAGCAGCUGCAACAACAACAACAACAACAACAACAACAACAACAAACAGGAACAGCAACAACAUCAGGAGCCAGCAAAGCUUCAACUCAAUUUCUGAUUAGACCAACACAGUGCUGCUUCCAGUUUUGGAGCGAGCUGAGGAAAGCCACAAAGCUGCAACUACAGGACGAACUGUUUGCCAUCAUGGACGGCUUCGCUCAGGACUGGCCCAAUCUGCCCCGCUCGGAUAACGGGCUGCAUAUGGAUCAGCUGAUCGGCGAGCUGCCAACAGAUGGCGGCUUUGAGCCGCAGACGCGCGCCCGCUCCAACACGUGGCCAUGUCCACGGCCCGAGAACUUUGUGGAGCCCGUCGAUGAGCUGGACAGCACCAAGGCCAGCAAUCAGCAGCUGGCCAGCGGCGAUCCACAGCAGGCCAUGCAGAAUGCGAAUGCGGCCAAAAAGAACUCAUCCCGUCGCAAUGCAUGGGGCAAUCUGUCCUAUGCCGAUCUCAUAACGCACGCCAUAGGCUCCGCCACGGACAAGCGUCUAACGCUGAGCCAAAUCUACGAGUGGAUGGUCCAGAACGUCUCCUACUUUAAGGAUAAAGGUGACUCGAAUAGCAGCGCUGGCUGGAAGAACUCCAUCCGGCACAAUCUGUCGCUGCACAAUCGGUUUAUGCGCGUGCAGAACGAGGGAACUGGGAAGUCGUCCUGGUGGAUGCUCAAUCCGGAGGCCAAGCCUGGCAAAUCGGUGCGACGUCGUGCCGCCUCCAUGGAGACAUCGCGCUACGAGAAGCGUCGCGGACGGGCCAAGAAGCGCGUCGAGGCUUUGCGUCAGGGCGGAGUUGUUGGUCUCAACGAUGCCACGCCCUCGCCGAGCAGCAGCGUCAGCGAGGGGCUCGAUCAUUUUCCAGAGAGUCCGCUUCACAGCGGCGGCUUUCAAUUGUCGCCCGAUUUCCGUCAGCGCGCCUCAUCGAAUGCCAGCUCCUGCGGCCGUCUCAGUCCGAUACGGGCAUUGGAUCUCGAGCCCGACUGGGGCUACUCGGUUGACUAUCAGAGCACGACAAUGACGCAGGCCCAGGCCCAGCAGCUUGACCAGCUGGCCGGCUCCAUGGCGGAAGAGCUCAAACUCCAGAGCGACAUGUUGCAGCAGCAAGGGUUCAGCGCCGCAUCUGGCCUGCCCACCCAUCAGCCGCCGCCGCCGCCCUAUCAGCCGCCGCCGCAGCUGCAGCCACAAAGCUAUUCCCUCAAUGGACCAGGAUAUGCAACAAUGCAGCCGCAGGCGCAGCCUCAGCCUCAGCAGUGCCUGCUGCAUCGCUCGCUCAACUGCGGCUGCCUGCACAGCGGCCCAGUGCGAGAUGGCCUGUCGCCCAACUCAGUUACCACCACAAUGUCGCCUGCGUAUCCCAAUAGCGAGCCCUCGUCCGACUCCCUCAACACAUACAGCAACGUUCUGCUCGACGGCUCCUCCGAUAAUGCUGCACUUCUUCAACAGCAUCAACAGCAACAGCAGCAGCAGCAGCAGCAGCAGCAGCAGGAUAAUAACUGCGCCUCUACUUUGAUAGGGCAAUGCCUGGAGGCGCUCAACAGCGAGCAAAUUGACGAAUUUAAUCUGGAGGACUUUCAGGGCGGGCUCGAGUGCAACGUCGAGGAGCUGCUGCAGCAGGAGAUGCGAUACGACGGACUGCUGGACAUUAAUAUACCGCUGGCAGCGGUCAACACGAAUACCAACAAUGUGAUCUUAACCAAUAAUAGUACAAACAGCAGCAGCAGCAGCAGCAACAGCGCCGCCGCCGCAGCCGGCUCCAACAGCAGCGCAAAUGUUCAGCUCAAUCAGUUGCAGGCGCAGCUCCAAUUGCAGCAGCAACAACAGCAACAACAGCAGCAGCAACAGCAACAGCAGCAACAGUUGCUGUUAAGCAACAACAAUAAUAACAACAACAACAACAACAACAGCCUGGAACUGGCCACACAAACGGCGACGGCAAAUCUAAACGCCCGCGUCCAGUACUCACAGCCCAGCGUGGUCACCUCGCCGCCCUCCUGGGUGCAUUAAGGUAGUUGAGCUCAGCUCGGAUCGAGUUGAAGACGACGCGGCUGGGCCCUAAUCUAAGGACAAUAUUGUGUACACUUUAAACUAGCAGGAGGAUGGCAGGCAGCUCUCGCCGCAGCCCCACAACAGUUUACAAAGAUUUAUCUGGUCGCUUCUAAUUUAAAAUAUACACACAUAAAUACACACACACACACACACAUACAUACACACAUACAUACGUAUAGCAUAUAGAAACGCGUAAACUUAACUGCAUAGUGACAUAGAAACUAAUAUACAAUGUUUAGCGCUUAUAAUUAGUAGAAUUCUCUGUGCAUGGAAAAUGUAAUUCAUAUUAACAAACGAACGCAAAAACAAGUAAAAUGCAAAAUUACAUUGAAAUUUCUUUGAAAGAAAUUCAACAACAACAACAACAAUAAUAAUAACAACCCUUUGCAAAUAUUUGCUAGUUAGUAAGUCAUUUUAUGUACAUAUUAAUUUUAAUACCCUUAGCAUAAAGUGAACCACAAAUAACAAAGCGUAAAACGUACAGAAAAAAAAAUAAACAACAAAAAAUUGAUGUUCCAAAAUAUUCAACUAAAAGAGCGACAAGUAAACAAAAAAAAUAAACAAAUAAUAAGAUGAAAACUUAAAAAACCAAUUAGCACAAUUAUGUAAUAAUUUAUGCCCAAUGUAUUUAAUUGAAAAUAUUUGUCCACAUAUAUUACAUGCGUGUAAUUGUAAUUGUAAUUUGUACAUUUUUUGUAGAAUGCUUAAAACAAAGUCUUUAAAUCAUAUAUGUAUGUAUAUUAUGCUUAGGAUUCGCAAUGGAAUACGUAAUAUUCUCUGGUACUACUCUAUGUAUGCAAAUAGCUCGGCCCGAAUGGCUAACGAGAGAUUUUCUUUUUGUGAAAAGUCGUUAAUCCAAUGGAAAACUGAAACUGGGCUAUUUACGUUUGUUAUAGAUAGUAAUCAUACAAGUUAAUCAAAACACACAAACAAACAAACAAACAAAUUGAAUGUAAUUCAUAAAAUAUUAAUCUAAGUAAAUGUAAAUGUUGCUAGGCAAAUAAACGUAAACGAAAACAAAAAAUAUAACAAAUAAAUUUAUAUUACCUAAC